AUGCAAAUGCAGAUCUUUUAUAUUCUACAAGUGGUAUGUUUAUUACAAAGCCAGUGGAUUAUUAAUGCAUAUCCUACUGAUGCAACUAAAUUAAAAAAUAUUCAAGAAAUCCAUUGUCCUCAAAAGAAAACCGAUUCUGAUAUUUUUGUAAAAUUAUUUCCAGGCAUUCAACUUAAUGCAAGACCAUGUAACCGUUCGAUCACAUGUGCAUCACUGAAUACGAAUUAUAGAAUUGAUUCUUUAGAAAUUAUUAAUCAAACAACUUGCAUUCCAUCGGUUAUUUUUUGUUUUCAAGAUUUAGAGAAAUUAAUUAUAGAAAAUGCAUAUUUUUGUGAUUCAAAACAACAAAUCGAUGGUGAGAUGGAAUAUUUCCCAGAACAGAUUAUAAAAUUACAGAAACUUAGAACAUUACAAAUAUCUCAUGUUAAUCGUAUGUCUAUUUCUAAUAUCAUUGGGAAGCUAACCUCUUUAAAAGAUUUAACAAUAUCUCAUGUUAAGUAUAUGUCUAUUCCUAAUAUGAUUGGGCAUCUACCCUCUUUAACAUAUUUAUCAAUAUCUCAUGUCAAUCUUAUGUCUAUUUCUAAUAUAAUUGGGAAUCUACUCUCUUUACAACAUUUAUCAAUAUUCAAUACCAAUUUAGAAGAAUUACCAAAAACUAUAUCAAAUCUUAAAUCUUUAAAAAAAUUAAUGUUACAAAACAAUUCAUAUCUUCACUCUAUAAAAGAAAUUGAUGGCCUACCUGUUCUUCAUACCUUAGAUGUACGACAUUGUUCAAUUCAAGAUCUUCCUCGUAAUUUACCAAAAUUAUUGAAUUUAUAUAUGCCUUACAAUAGUCUAACAACUCUUGGUUCUGAUAUUAGAACAUUAAGUAAUAAAGAAAAUAAAGAACAAAAUUUUCAAUUUGAUAACAAUCGUAUUACAUCAAUCACACCAGAAAUUCGACAUCUUCAUACUCUUUCUCGACUCCAUCUUGAUCACAAUCAAUUACAUACCCUUCCCAAAGAUAUUUUCGAUAUGACGAAGUUAACUUAUUUAAAUUUACAAAAUAAUCGUUUUAGUCCACAUCGAAUACACGACUACAGAAACGAAUUCAACAAAAGAAAUUCAAAGUUAAAGGUAUAUUUUGAUUAG
Adineta steineri is the source of this 1131-nucleotide messenger RNA. The record is from the annotation of a GenBank genome assembly. NCBI's taxonomy places the organism in Eukaryota, Metazoa, Rotifera, Eurotatoria, Adinetida, Adinetidae.